CGAAGAACAGCGACAAUGGCUACUGUCGACGCGGAUCCGGUGAUUACUGCCGAUGAAAAUUUCGAUGAUGGCGAUUCGUCGCUCGGUGGUGACGCCGCAACUUCGACGGAGAGCUUAAGAAGCUCCAUCCUUGACUAUCGCCAUGAAAAUGGUAGGACAUACCAUCGAUACAAGGACGGCAAAUACAACCUUCCCAACGACAGCGAGGAAAACGAGAGACUGGACCUUCAACACCACCUUUGCCUUCUUACCUUUGACAACAAGCUUGGUCUCUGCCCGCCCAACUUGCCUGACUCGAAUGUUCGGCGCGUGCUCGAUCUCGGCACGGGUACUGGUAUCUGGGCUAUCGAUUUUGGUGACGAACACCCCGAAGCCGAGGUCGUGGGAGUUGAUCUCUCGCCCAGUCAGCCCAACAUGGUCCCUCCGAAUGUUCAGUUCCUAAUCGAUGAUAUUGAUGAGGACUGGACCUACAGCAAGCCUUUUGACUAUAUCCACAGCAGGAUGAUGAACUUUAGCGUUCAAGACUGGCCGGUUUAUCUCCAAAAGAUCUAUGACAACCUUACUCCCGGAGGCUGGGUCGAGCUCCAAGAGGUGGAUGUCAUCAUGGGUUGUGAUGACGGUACCCUCUCCGAAGACGACGCCCUCGCCAAGUGGUGCAAGCUUCUUGAAGAGGCAGCCGCAAAGCUAGAGCGAAAAUUCGCAAAGACUUCCUCCUUCAAGGGUUAUCUAGCCGAUGCAGGAUUCACAGAAAUCGUCGAGACGCGCUUCAAAUGGCCCACCAACCGAUGGCCCAAGGAUCCCAAGUAUAAGGAGCUCGGGGCGUGGAACAAUGAGAACUCAAAUAUCCUUCUCGAAGGUCUCACUCUAGCGCCUUUCACCAGAGGUCUCGGCUGGAGUGCUGAGGAGGUGGAAUUGUUCCUAGUCAAACUGCGGAAGGACUUUAAUGACCCAAAGAUUCAUGCUUACUGGCCUAUCUGCUCCGUUUAUGCAAGGAAGCCUGAGACUACCUUGUGA
Molecule: messenger RNA, 1014 nt
Organism: Fusarium keratoplasticum
Lineage: Eukaryota; Fungi; Ascomycota; Sordariomycetes; Hypocreales; Nectriaceae
Exons: 9
Coding region: 16-1014 (332 amino acids)
Molecular function (GO): methyltransferase activity
Source: RefSeq, a predicted model, not a curated record